Dromiciops gliroides (monito del monte) is the source of this 8271-nucleotide messenger RNA. It is a transcript of the gene CCDC71L, whose product is annotated as coiled-coil domain containing 71 like. NCBI's taxonomy places the organism in Eukaryota, Metazoa, Chordata, Mammalia, Microbiotheria, Microbiotheriidae. The coding region runs from base 125 to 964 and encodes 279 amino acids. The record is from RefSeq and is a predicted model, not a curated record. The transcript has a single exon.
GAAAGAAGUGCCGGGCGGGAGGCAAGAGCAGCAGCCACCGCCGCCCCGGCGGAGGACAACGCGGGGGAGGGCGGGAGGCAGCCCGGGCAGCGGCGGCUGCCGUGGCCGUCCCGAGGAGGCACCCAUGCGGCGGAGCGUGAGGAGGCGGCGGCGGCGGCCCCAGGCGGCCCCGGCGGCGGCGGCCCCGGGCGGCGGCCCCCGGGCCAGAGGAGGUGACGGGCCGGCGGCGGAGCGGGAGGAGAAGGUGGUGUACUCGCGCUCGCAGCUGUCCCUGGCCGGCAGCACCAAGGCGCUGGGCGACGCCUUCAAGCUCUUCAUGCCCCGCAGCACCGAGUUCAUGAGCUCGGACGCCGAGCUCUGGAGCUUCCUCUGCAGCCUCAAGCACCAGUUCUCCCCGCACAUCCUCCGCAGCAAGGACGUCUACGGCUACUCGUCCUGCCGGGCCCUGGUCCCGGACCCCCCGGGACCCCCGCCCGCGGCCAACAGCCAGCCCGCUCGCGGGGGGGAGCCGCCGUCGCCGCCGCUGCCGUCGCCGCCGUCCCGCCGGCCGGCCCCCGGAGCGGCGGCCAGGAGGAGGCGCCGAGGAGCCGGAGCCGCCAAGAGAGCCAGGAAACAGCCGCCGCCGCCGCCGCCGCCGCCGCUGCCCGCAGCGCCCCAGCCCGCGCCCGUGCCCCCGCCGCGCCCCGAGCCCUCGCCGCUGCCCCCCGCCCUGCCCGCGCCCCCGUCGCCGCCCCCGCUGCUGCCGCCGUCGCUGCCCCACGCGGGCCGCUUCGGGGGCCGGACCCUGGAGGAGAUCUGGAGGGCCGCCACCCCGGUGCUGACCACCUUCCCCACCAUCCGCGUCGGGCACGACGUGUGGGGCGAGCGGAGCCUGGCGGCGGCGCGGCGCAGAGCCCAGCAGGUCCUGCGAGUGAACCUGGAGCCCGUGGUGAGGCUCCGCCGCUUCCCCGUGGCCACGUCCUGAGACUCGCGAGGGGACCGACCCCUGCCCCGGCCCCCUACCCCGCCUCCAUCCCUCUCCCGUCCACCCCGGCGCGGCUCCCCGUCCGCCGGCGGGGGGACUCGUCUCUUCCACUUCGUGGGACUCCCCACCGCUGUUCUCCCCGACUUUUCAACCCAAGGAGCCGCUGCCUCCGCUGCCCCGCCGCCGCCUCCCCUGGGGACUGAGCUUCCGCCAGGAGAAAUGAACAAGUGUCAGUCUAGUGUUUACAAUUCCGGCCUGGACCGUGUCCCCUUAGUGCACUUUAUGGGCAAAGAAGGUUCAUCUGAUUGCUUCCCCCGCUCCCCAUCCCGGGAUGAAGGAACUGCCCGCGUCUCCCUCCUCUGCGUCUUCACCUGGAUUCCGCGGGAUGGAGGAGACACACACCUGGACUCCCGAAGAGGCAGGACCGCAUCCUUCCCCCACCCUCACCCCUAGACUGAGAAGUCGCCCGGACUCUAGGGGACAGAUCCGUUUUCUCCCUUUUGGACUCUACCUCACUGGUCUGGAAGUCCACCGAAGAAGUCAUUAUUUUUCCAAAGGAAUUUUGUUUCAUGCUUGUAUAAUAAAGCCAGAUUUUACUUAGCUUAUUUCUUUUCCACCACCACCACUACCGCCACCCCUCUUUCUGGACGGAGGAUUAUGGAUAUUUUGUGGUAUUGCACUAAUAUGUGCUCAGGGUAUUCUGAAUCCCAUGUGUUCCCCAGUUUUUACUGGCUCCUGGAGCUUUGACCUAAGUACACGUUUUUAAAAGGUUCAGGGCUUUUAAAGACCGUUAUUGGUGCAAGGAUUUGUAUGGCUUUGAGUUUCAUGGGCUCAGUGAUUAUAAAGAGUCACAAAAUGGAACUGUUUAAACAUUUUUUAGUCAUUUUUAAAAUUUUUAUAUCUGAAUUAAGUUUAUAUUUACUGAGCACCUGAAGAUAAUAGUAGCAUACUGGUUUUUUUAUACCAUUUUGUUUAGAAAAAGCUGACUUGUUAAAUUCAGUUAAAAUGAAUAAAAAUUUAAAUGCAUUGAAACAACAUGGUUGUGAUGAAAAAUGAACUAAUUUUUAAAGAACCUACUGUUGGUUACAUCGGUAAUAAAUAUAUGGCACCAAACAAAACUGGAGGUAUAUUGGCCUGGGUCCGUGUAGUCUAGUAUACAAAACCAGCAAGAUUAUUCUAAGCAGAAGGAUUUGUAAAUGAGAAAUGAAUGUGUAUGAGUUAAUUCUUAUUAUAAUGGUAGUCAGAAUAUACAAAUUAAUUUUAUAACUUUUGCAGUAAUGACCAAGAGGGGUGAGAGCAUUUCUUGGUUUUAAUAAUUGGUUGUAAUUGAAAUUGGGCAAAAUAGCCGCUUUUUAUUUUUUUGGUUGUUAGAUAACAAGAGAUGCCCAACCUAGCAGUCAUCACUUUUUUUUCUUCCCAAAAAAAUCUCUCAACAUUAUGACAAAAACGAGCUGUUGAUCUUGUGUUUAAGAUAAAAGUUUGGAUUCCUCUUUCCAUUCAUAAUUAUCUGCAGUUCUGGUCUUUUUCUAUCAGCCUAAGACCAUAAUAACCAACAGGCUAGCCACAUUUAAUGCUAACCCUUCAAUUACUGUUUUAUAUUAGUGUUUAUGCUCGGGCCAAAUGUGGGAUUCUAGAUUAUCCAAGUGCCUUUGGUAAUGGUGGCAGCAAGACUUAAUGGUUUGUAGCCAGUGGUGCCAUAACCAGUUAUCACUGCAAUACCUAAAGGGUCACGUAGUGUUUUUUUGUACCACUAUCUUUCAAGAUUUUAAUUAUUCUGCCAUGGAAAAAUCCAUUCCAGGCUGGAACUUGGCAUAUGAAAUCCUCAGUAUUGAGGUUUAACUCUGCUUGGCAGCUUUUUAGGGAGUAUAAGGAAAGAGUUGCAUUUUUGACUUUUAUAUUCCUAGAACUCAUAUUGGCUUAGCUUUUGAAAUGAGAUCUUGCAGACUCAAUAAUAGUCCAUAGUAUUUUUUUGGUGAUUUUUUUUUUCUCGUAUAAAGAAUGACUUCAUGCCAGUUUUUACAGCAAUCUUCUCAUGGUCCGUAAUUCACUUAUUAUUCAAUGCCUUUUUUGUUGUUGUUUAAUCAUACAGUCACAUGAGUAAAUAAAAGUGGAUAAUUUAUUAGAUGAUGAAGAAAUGUUAAAUUGUAACUAUUAUGGAAGCCUAGAUUUAUCUUUUGGGUUACAAGUUUCAUACCUAGUUGUAUUUCAGAUGCAUAGCAUUCCUUUCAAAGAACCUAGUAUUAAUUUUUAGGUAUGUGAUGCCAUUUUAUGUAGUUUUACAAGAUUUUAAGUUUUCAAAAACAUACCUAAUGGCCAUUUUAGAAUGUGACUGCAGUCUGUGUAGGUUAUCCAGAUAUUUCCUAGAUGAUUUUGAAAUCAGAUUUCUCUCGGAGGUUGAAUUUUGUAAUUCUUGCUCAGCACAUAACUAUGAAACAAUUGUUGACACCAUGUAUUUAUUUUGAAUGAGGUUCUUAAUUUCUUUUCUUCUUGUGCUUUUGAAAUUUAGUAAAUCUGUGACUUGCCUAAAUGCUUCCCUAGAUUAUUUAAGCUUCCUUGGUUUCAGUUGGAUGUAAUUGCCCACCCUGAGUCCAAUAUGUAAUUUAUAUGAUCUCACAAAACAAUGCCAUUUCUAGUUUGUGAAGUAUGGUGUGAAAUUUUUAUUUUUGCCAAGUUUUUUUUUUUUAAAUAAAGCCAAUGUAAUUUCUAAAAUAUGAAGAAGCCUCUAAUGUAGUUGAUAAGUACAAUAUUUUUGGCAACUGUGUGGAAGGUAAAUCUUAGCACAAUGGCCUUUAUUGGCAGGGGAGGGUAGGAGCACUCAUUCACCACCACUGUCUAAAGUAAAUAUGUAGUUUAGUUUGUAUAAAAUACCUUUAGGAACCCUAAAUCUCAUGAUUCUCAUUCAUUCUCUUGCCUUCUCUUAUCUUUACAUCUCACAUGGCACAAAUGGAGUGUAAGCUAGAAAGGAAUUUACCAACCUUUCUUGCCAUAUUUUUUUGAGUGCCUAAGUAUGAUGGGUGCUUUAAAUAAUAUUUAGAUUCUUUAUUAUCACUUUGACCCUACUUCCUGCCAACCAGCAUCCUACUUCCCUGACUAGAAACCUAUAAACUGAUGAUUGUUGAGGGCAUACUUCAUUGUUGAUAGCUGAGUGUUGCCGUUGUGAUGUGUAUUUAUUUUGUCCAAUUUGAACACUCUAUUGGACAUGUAUAACUUUGAUGCUGGUGGCUGACAGCUCUUGACCCAAUGUGUAAAUCAUAGGAUUAUUUUUUUCUGAGAACUCCUAAAUAGAAAUACAUUUUAAAAUAUUUGAAUACAAAAAGUUCAAGUAAUUAUGAAAUUCAUUGUAGAUUUUUUAAUAUCAGCGUUGCCACAGCAGUCUUGAAUUUGAUGGUUUUUAAUGGAGAUAUAUAAAAUACUUGCUUUAGAUUGGUGUGUUAAAGCCUUUUCUAUAGACUGUUAUGUCUUAAGUGCAUUAGAAAGCAAUUGUUCGUGAUGGAACUGAAGUGUUUCCCUGGACAGUUCUAUUUGAUGUGGAUAUGAUCAAGGUUUAUAAUCUGGUUGUAUUUUGCUCUUUAAUUUAUUGACUGUAAAUAAAUUUUAGAGAAUACUCCGUCUACUUUCAGUGUCUGUUACUAGUGUUGAUAAAGGUUUUGGUUCGGGUUGUGUUGACAUGUGAACUAGAAAAAUUUUAUAUUUAAAAUGAUAAGAUUUCCAUGGAAAACUUUAAAUUUUUGGAAGCCUUCAAAUAGGUAGUUUAAUGCCUUGCUUUGUGUGUUUAUUCUCCUUUUUACUGAUUUCAUGUACCCUGGGGCAAAUUUUGGAAGCAAUAAUUCCCCAUGUCAUUUGAUUCAGAGUGUAUAUGCUUCAUUUCUAGGAAUUACCUAAUGAAGCAUUUCCCCCAAGCUACUGGUUUACAGAAGAAUAUGUUCAGUCUUCCAUAUCUGUUGCUAAAGAGUGUUUUCAAAGUGCAUCAAAAUUUAUCCAUGAAUCUCAUGUGCUAAGGGAAAUUUAAUUCAAUACAUGCAUCCUUCUUUCUGUGUAGCACUCCUAGGGGUGAGAAUGAUAGAAAGGUUGGAUAAGACAGUGGUUGUCCUCUUGGAGCUUGCAUUCUAAUACCAGAAUUUGAUACAAAUAAAAGUAAUUAUACUAUUUACUUUUAAGAGAGUGCUUUAGUGAGGUGAAAUUAAGGUGCUAUGAAAACCUUGCCUCCUGGUAAUCAGACCUUCUAUUUUGGACUGGGAAAACUGAUGACAGAUUACUACCCCACAGCAUGAGCAGAAGCUCUAUUCCAUAGUGUAAGAGUAGGAUCCAAAGUUCCUAUCAUAGUUUAGUAAGGUGAUAAUACAUAUUUACACAGAUUUUAUGCUGUAUAGGAAAGUGGCAAGAUUUGUUUGUAGUAUGCCAUAUUGAGUUGUAUGGGUAUUAGACUUUGGAUUAAACCAUGUACCUGAGCUCCCCUCAGUAUUCAACUGUGAAUAUAACCUUGGGUAUAUGAUAUUCAGCCCAUCCAGAAAGUAAGGAAAAAUGAAAAGACAAUAGGAAAAUGUAACCAUUAUAGACACCUACAAACAGUUAAUAAAAUGGCAACUUACAAAGGAAUUUGAUUUAUUCUUUUUCCCUGUGAGUGUACCAACUUAGUUAAAAAUGAGGAAGAUCAUGAUGUUUGUUACAUUUGGGUUCCAUUCAUAUAAUAUCAUGUAGACCUUCCUAAGGGAAAUUGCUGCUCACAGUUUCUCUGCAAGCCAUUAUAGGCUAUAAUGUGUUCUAAGCAAUACUUAGAGAAUUGGUAAGUGGUAGGUUAAAGUCAGAAAGCCAAAGACUUAUGAAUAAUAGCCUUUUAAAAGCUUUUGCUCUAUUUAUAUGACCUAUUUAGAAUUUGACUAAAUUGAUUUAAAUGUUCCUUUAGGAUCAUGUUGUUUUAUUCAUGUGUACCUUACCAAGUGGUCAACAUUAGUACCUACAAAUGAUAUACUUCCCUCCAGGAAUAUUCAGGGAGCCAGUUCAAAUAGGAUGUCCAUUUGUUACAUUUUAAGUAUGAGCAUUUAUACCUCAGAAAUCACAAACAGUGAAGGAGGGCUGAUUUAUUUGUUGAUUUCUAGCCUUAAAGCAAUGGAGAAAAUGUUGAUAAUGCAGUAUAUCCCUUCUUUAUUAAGAGAAUUAAAAUGACUAGAAGAGUUAUUUUUUGCAAGAACACAAAAUCACUGCUGAGAAACAAAAUAGUUUAAUAUUUAAAGCAAUGGCUUAAAUGUACAUUUUAAUACUUUGGGUAUAAAACUUUCAAUUCAACUUUGUUUUUUAAUAGUACAGGGAAUAAUGAACACAUUUUGUCUUGAUAAGCAUCCCUAAGUUACAGUAGCUAAACUUAAUGCAAGAGAAAAGUUUCCCUAAAAAAAGCAUUAUGUGGACAUUUUCCAGAAGCAAGGAGCUCUAAAUUGAGCUUGAUUAUAGAUUUCACAAAAGCAAUAUACUUUUACUUUCAAUACUCCCUUCUAUCUUGCUAAAUGCCAUUCUAGACCAUGAUUUACAUAAUGAUAAAUACCUCCAAGGUCUGACUUGAGGAUAAACAUAGUUCUUAAUAACGGCAAAGACUAUAGUUAGCAUAGCAAAUGUUGUCUAUACAAGUAUUCUGCUAGGUUUAAAAGUCAGUCCUCUUUUGCUAUGGAAUGUCCGCACUUGGAGAUUUUAAUUUAAGAAUCUUCCUAGUGGUGGAAGUAACUGUCUACAGUAUUUGUUUUCUUUCUAGCUUUAUGAAGAUUGUUUUCAAGUGCAUAGUUGUUUUUAGUUUUUAUAUGCCAGUCGAAAGUAGAAAGCACUGGACUGUAUUCUAAUUCCAGCUAUAUUACUAAUGAGCUCUGUGACACUGAAUAAAUCAUUUAACCUCUUUGGACAUCAGUUUCUUCAUCUGUAAAAUAAGGGGUUUCAGUUAAAUGAUCUGUAGGGUUCGUCAGUUUUAAAAAUCUGUGAAUCUUUAAAACAUAUCCAUAAAGCUAAAGGAUGCCUGAGAUUGGUUGUAAACUAUUUUUGUUUUUUAAUUUGUGAAAUAGAAACUUGAAGUUUCAGUGAUUCGCUUAUAAAAGAGUAAUUUUUCUAUUUAUAAAAAUAACAGCCUUAUAAAUGUAUGUUAUACUACUUUUGUUAAUCAUAACUACUGAUAUUUAAUUACUUGUGUCAUUUUGGUAGAAAAGGUGGUUGUUUUUUUCUGAUUAAAAUCCAAAAAGCAAGUUUGAUCAUUCUUUUUUUUAGCACCUUUACAAAGGAAAAAGUAUGAACGUAUUUUGGGAUGUGUAUUCCUUUUCCUCAAAGUGCCAGUAGCAUUCAAUUUGAUAUGUGUACUGGAUCUUGGACUCAUAACACUAAUUUCAACAGUGGUUUGUUUUGUCAUUAUUGUGAACAUAUUGAGCAUAAGUUUUCUUCCAUAUAUAGUUUUGCUUUACUUAAUAUUGUUGUGUUUUUUUUUAAUGAAAAAGUGAAUCUGGAAUCACCAGGGAAUGAAGUGUUGGGCUACAACAGAGAGUGUAUUGAAUUAGAAAUCAUGAGAUUUGGGUUUUAGCCUUGAGUAUUACUAAAUAGGUGUUGACUAGUUCAGCUUCCUUAACCUCUAUGGCUUUCCAUUUCAACUACAAAGUGGGGGGAAGGGGGGAAGUACAGUAGGUAGGGAUGAAGAGGAUUGUGAUAUAGGGCAUGGACUGACUAAAUGACGUGUAAAUGUUCUUUUACUUAUAAUAGCCUAUGUUACCACAUCUUUUUAAUAUCACUGAAUAUCCUCAAGUAGAAUAUAUUAAAAGUGAUUUAACCUAUUCCUGCUGACUUAGAGUCAUGAGGUAUGACUAUAAAUUAUCAUACUGUGCUUUGAUACAUCGAUACAGUAUCACUUGUGAUGUGUUAAAUAGAGCUAUUUGUUUAUGUGCUGCAAGAUACCAGAUAACUAUUUUCUCAGUUUCUGCCUUUGCUUUUUAUAAUUUUUUUCUCUUUCAUUGUUUGGCUUCUAGAUAUCAUUUCUUGCUGCUCUUAUUCUUUAGUAGGCCUUCAUCAGCAUUCCCACCCCUUUUAAGAUUUGCUUCCAUUCUAAUGUGCCAUGGAUUGAGAAACCAGAUAAUUAACUUUUUUUAGAAUUAUACUUAAAAUAGCAGGAAAUAGUUUCUAAAAAGAGUCUCUCCUAUAAGUAAAGUGUGUUAACUUUGUGGCGUCUAGUUUGGCUGUUCAGAGCCUUUUUAAGUAGCUUCCUAGUUCUCAUUUGUUCUCAUUGUUCUCAUUUCUGGAGAGUUUAAUCUGUUGGAUAACAACUCCCAGAUAAGUGAGGUAGCACAAUA